GAAGUCACGUGACGCGAUUGGGAUUCUGUCAUGUGAUGUUCCUGCUUUUGCAGCGAAGCGAUUUACAGUCCAGACAAACAAACCGCUUCUAAGACGAAACCCGCACUCAGAGAAGAGCCUGAACCUGCUGGACGGCUGUCAUGGGGUGCUGUUUCAGCAGCGAUAGCGAAACAUCGCAGCAGAAUGAAGAGGUGAAGCCAUUGAUUCCUGACCCAAACUUAAACAAAAUACCCACCAAUGGCUCGGAUCGAAACGCGGACAGCCUGCUGUCCAGCCGCACAGAUGAACAGGCCCUGCUCACGACCAUCCUGCAGCGGACAGCCCUGAACAUUAUUGAUGUGUCGGCUGUUGAUUCCCAAGGCAUGGAGCAACAUGAAUACAUGGACAGAGCCAGACAGUACAGCACCAAGCUGGAGGUCUUGAGCAGAACGUUGUCUCAGAAGAAACCCGUUCCUCUUCCGUCACUGAGCAGCCAACCUCACCAAGUGCUCGCCGCUGACCUGGUGUCAAACGCAGAUGUACAGCAGGUGUCUAAGAUCGCGGCGUACGCCUACAGCGCCAUCUCACAAAUCAAAGUAGAUGCCAAGGAAGAGCUGGUGGUGCAGUUUGCUAUACCAUGAUUCAGAAGUUGGACCUCCUUCUCCCCAGUUCCUCUGUUUCUGUCUCUUAUUCUUGCCCUUUUCACUCCUCCGUUGUCCUUCCAAACCUCUUGAAAUGCAGACGCACAUCUCGUUGUUCUCUGAAUGCGAUGCAGAUAAAUAUAAUUCACCCCAAUAAGAGCUCCUUGUGUAAAUCCGUCAGCCACCGAGAGGGUAAAAACAUCUGAUCUCCUUUUUUUUGGUCAAGUUGCAUUUGAUCAGUAACCUUUAGUUUUUCAUGCAUUCAUCAAACUCUUUUUCAACAAAUACACCACAAAUCUAUUUUUAGUUGUAUUUGUUCUAGUUGAUUCUUCUGUGGGCUUUUCAGUGUCCUGAUUGAAGCACAUCCAGACUUCUCUUCAAUUACUCUUAUACUAAAGUUAACUCUAUAUUUACUCGGUUUGGUUGGAUCAUCUUAACACAUAGGUUACGGUUCAGUUCAUUAAUUCUGGAAUCACUGUGUUUAGAGUUCAUUAUUUCUGAUUCAAUUUCAUAAUCGUAUGCAGUGAGGUUCCAGAUUUGGGAAGCAGAUUCAUAUGGGCAACAUAAAUAAUAUUUCUGUCUAACCAGAGUAACACACAUUAACCAUUGUUUGUUUGUUAACUAAUUUGGAUGCAGAACUUGUAUGUUUUGUGCGACUAAUCUGCUUGAAAUUCUAUCGAAUUUAUUUUCAUCUGGUUUCGAUUUUGAGUCUAUCACACGAAUUAAUUCGGACUUGCAAAUUUACACAUUAAUUUCUGUUUUUGUUUUCCUCUUUUUGCUAAAAGACCUUAAUCAGGUUAGAUGGCAUAUUGAAUUUUACACCGAUGAAAACAAGGCUGUGAUGCAUAGACUUACCUCAGAGGCUUUACAGUAGCACACACUGUGACUAUACAAAUAUCAUGUAACAUCUUUUAAACUAUUUAUGAAGUUUUGUCUAUUGAAAAUUAUCUUCGGAAAUAAUUUUUGUGAGCACAUUGUUAAACAAUAGAUCAAUCGAUUAAACGCACUGCAUUGAAGUCCCUCACAGCCUCGUUUUCAUUCUGGUCAACAAUUAAAUAUGGCUUUACUCUCACUGAGGUGUAUAUCACAAUCAUUUUUAUAAAUCAGUGGCAUAUAUGUAUUUUUAAACUAUCUCGGUACGUUUCACGUACUGUGCCACGUCAUAUCAAUUAUUAAUUAAUUAAAGAUUUAAAAUCCUCUGCUAUUGCUUUUAACGCAAGAGAAAGUGUUUCUUUUACCGUGCACCUUUCCUAUAACCUUCAAACGGUCAUGCAGUCUUACUGUAAAAAAAUAAAUAAAAUAAAAAAGACGAACACUGGUUAAACCGAGCUAGAACAGAACAGCGUGGCCUGUCUAACGAAUAAUCAUACUGUCAAAUCCGAGUGUUUUGGACGGGGAGGUGGGUCUGAAUUGUCGCGGCGGGAAUUCGUAAAUUGUCUUCAAUUGCCUUUAAUGUACAGAGUGUAAAUUGAUUCGAGUGGCAAGUGUAAACGGCUCUACGGCGCCCCCUGGCUGCGUUAUGCCUUAGUCGUAAGUCUUUGAGAUCCGUAGCUUGUUUUUCGCGAAGCAAACGAGGAUGCGUUUACCUUGUCUGUUCUACUUUUAAAAUAAAAAAAAAAUAUCAUUACAUUGCUUUAAACUUAGUCCAUCUAAUUUCUUUCUUUUUUGUUUCGUUUUUUUGCUGUUGUGCCGACAAAACAAAGAACUCGUGAAUUCGUAAAAAUUUGCGUUCUUUCCUGACGGAGUUUGAAAUGCCACACAGUAUGUUUGUGUAAUUAUUUAUUUUGAUUUUAUAUAUUUAUGCAAGCUCACAGACAGUGUGGCGCGAUUAACUCUUUAGAUCAUGGCAAGGCACUUUUCUCUUUCUUUUGAGAUUUUUAAAGGGAUAAAAUGCGCUGCAAUACUUUGUUUUCUUUUGCAGUUUACUAAUAGUGUUCAAGUUUGUUACGUAAAUGUGGAAUUCUACCUGAUUUACAGAAGAAAAAUAUUUCUUAGGCUAGUACCAAAAAUCUCAAUGUUUUGUUAAAACUGUUUUUGUUGAAUGAAAUUAUGCAUUAAAGACUUUCAAAAUUGUA
Carassius auratus (goldfish) is the source of this 2695-nucleotide messenger RNA. RefSeq names its product ragulator complex protein LAMTOR1. The coding region runs from base 141 to 620 and encodes 159 amino acids. The record is from RefSeq and is a predicted model, not a curated record. Gene Ontology annotation, biological process: cellular response to amino acid stimulus; regulation of receptor recycling; cholesterol homeostasis. Lineage: Eukaryota; Metazoa; Chordata; Actinopteri; Cypriniformes; Cyprinidae. Gene Ontology annotation, cellular component: Ragulator complex; membrane raft; late endosome membrane. The transcript has 5 exons. Gene Ontology annotation, molecular function: molecular adaptor activity; guanyl-nucleotide exchange factor activity.